Molecule: messenger RNA, 3027 nt
Organism: Eptesicus fuscus (big brown bat)
Lineage: Eukaryota; Metazoa; Chordata; Mammalia; Chiroptera; Vespertilionidae
Gene: FZD5
Product: frizzled class receptor 5
Exons: 2
Coding region: 866-2626 (586 amino acids)
Biological process (GO): canonical Wnt signaling pathway; non-canonical Wnt signaling pathway
Cellular component (GO): plasma membrane
Molecular function (GO): Wnt receptor activity; Wnt-protein binding
Source: RefSeq, a predicted model, not a curated record
CGCCGCCGCCGCCGCCGCGCGCCGCUCCGUGCCGGCCGGAGGUGGGCGAAAGGGUGCGAGUGCGCGGGGGAGGAGCCGAGGCGGGCGCGUCCCAGGAGCGCCGCCGCCGCCCCCAGGAGUCGGCUGGAGCGAGGAGCCCCCUGCAGGGGAGGAGGCGAGCGGCGGGCGGGACGCGGCGGCGGGCGCGCACCAUGCAGUCCCGGCGGGGCCAGCGCCGACUGUUCGCGGUGCCGUGAGGCGGCGGGUCCUCCCGGCCGCCGCGCCGCCUCCCUCUCGCCUAGGUGCUGCAGGCGCGUUCGCCCUUCGUGCGGCUCCGGGACCCCGGUGGAGGAACGCACGGCCUGCCCCUGCCUUGCCCCGCCCGGAUCAUGCGGGGGGCCCCGGACGAGGAGAGGGCGAGUGACGGGCCUGCGGCGAUCGCGUUCCGGGGGCGACCCCCUCUUUGAGACGCCCCCACCUGCUGCCAUGUGCCGCCUCCUCGUCUACCCAGCCUAGCGCCAAACUUUCCAGGUGCCAGCUUGGCUCUGAAUCGCGUUUCUGAGCCGAGUGUCCCAGGGACGGAGGACCCAGCCCGGCUGUGGAAUAGCUGCUCCUUUCCGGAUCCGCGGAGAGUACUUUCCCUGGAAUCGGAGCCCUAACUGCCCCUCCCAAACCCGCUCCGGAGAAGAGCUGAGCGCGGAGGGAGGCAGCGCCUUCCCGAAACAGUUUGUCUCGGGGCACGGAUUUCUGGAAGAGAAAAAGAACCAACAGGUUGCCAGCCCCGGCGCUGCACACCAGUCGGCGGAGAGGGAAGCCCGGUCCCCGGCUCCCCCUGCCUGCGUUGGCCCCGCGCGGGGCUGUGCGAGGCGAGGGGAGGGAGGGGGCUAUGGCUCGGCCUGACCCUUCUGCGCCGCCCUCGCUGCUGCUGCUGCUGCUGGCGCAGCUGGCAGGCCGAGCGGUGGCCGCCUCGAAGGCCCCGGUGUGCCAGAAAAUCACGGUGCCCAUGUGCCGCGGCAUAGGCUACAACCUGACGCACAUGCCCAACCAGUUCAACCACGACACCCAGGAGGAGGCGGGCCUGGAGGUGCACCAGUUCUGGCCGCUGGUGGAGAUCCACUGCUCUCCGGACCUGCUCUUCUUCCUCUGCUCCAUGUACACGCCCAUCUGCCUGCCGGACUAUCACAAGCCCCUGCCGCCCUGCCGCUCCGUGUGCGAGCGCGCCAAAGCCGGCUGCUCGCCGCUCAUGCGCCAGUAUGGCUUCGCGUGGCCCGAGCGCAUGAGCUGUGACCGCCUCCCCGUGCUGGGGCGCGACGCCGAGGUCCUGUGCAUGGAUUACAAUCGCAGCGAGGCCACCACGGUGCCUCCUAGGCUCUUCCCCGCCAAGCCCACCCUCCCAGGCCCGCCGGGGGCACCCUCCUCGGGAGGCGAGUGCGCCGCCGGGGGCCCGUCGGUGUGCAAGUGCCGGGAACCCUUCGUGCCCAUUCUGAAGGAGUCGCACCCGCUCUACAACAAGGUGCGGACGGGCCAGGUGCCCAACUGUGCGGUGCCCUGCUACCAGCCCUCCUUCAGCCCCGACGAGCGCACGUUCGCCACCUUCUGGAUCGGCCUGUGGUCUGUGCUGUGCUUCAUCUCCACCUCCACCACCGUGGCUACCUUCCUGAUAGACAUGGAACGCUUCCGCUACCCCGAGCGCCCCAUCAUCUUCCUGUCCGCUUGCUACCUGUGCGUGUCUUUGGGCUUCCUGGUGCGCCUGGUCGUGGGCCACGCCAGUGUCGCCUGCAGCCGUGAGCACAGCCACAUUCACUACGAGACGACGGGCCCGGCGCUCUGCACCGUGGUCUUCCUGCUGGUCUACUUCUUCGGCAUGGCCAGCUCCAUCUGGUGGGUCAUCCUGUCGCUCACCUGGUUCCUGGCGGCCGGCAUGAAGUGGGGCAACGAGGCCAUCGCAGGCUAUGCGCAGUACUUCCACCUGGCGGCGUGGCUCAUCCCCAGUGUCAAGUCCAUCACCGCGCUGGCACUGAGCUCCGUGGACGGGGACCCAGUGGCUGGCAUCUGCUAUGUGGGCAACCAGAACCUGAAUUCGCUGCGCGGCUUCGUGCUGGGCCCUCUGGUGCUCUACCUGCUGGUGGGCACGCUCUUCCUCCUGGCAGGCUUCGUGUCCCUCUUCCGCAUCCGCAGCGUCAUCAAGCAGGGGGGCACGAAGACGGACAAGCUGGAGAAGCUCAUGAUCCGCAUCGGCAUCUUCACGCUGCUCUACACCGUGCCCGCCAGCAUCGUGGUGGCCUGCUACCUGUACGAGCAGCACUAUCGCGAGAGCUGGGAGGCCGCGCUCACCUGCGCCUGCCCGGGCCCCGACACCGGCCAGCCGCGCGCCAAGCCGGAGUACUGGGUGCUCAUGCUCAAGUACUUCAUGUGCCUGGUGGUGGGCAUCACCUCCGGCGUCUGGAUUUGGUCCAGCAAGACCGUGGAGUCGUGGCGGCGAUUCACCAGCCGCUGCUGCUGCCGCCGGCGACGGGGCCACAAGAGCGGGGGCGCCACAGCCGCCCGGGACUACGCCGAGGCCAGCGCGGCGCUCACUGGCAGGACCGGGCCACCGGGCCCCGCCGCAGCCGCCUACCACAAGCAGGUGUCCCUGUCGCACGUGUAGGAGGCCGCGGCCUGGAGUGAGGGGGAGGGGUGUUUUGUUUGGAAGCUUUGCCAAGGUCACUUCCGUUUACCUUCCUGGUGCUGACGCCCCCUCCUGGGCCAAGUGGGAGAGAGGGGGAAAGGGCCCUGUCAACGGAGUGGCUGUCCCAGGACUUCUCAGAGGGGCUCAGCUCACGUGUAUUCUGUGUUACGUUUCUUGCUGCCUUCUUUUAAGAGAACUCUGUUUUUAAUUUAAUAUGUAUUUUUCUUAAUUUUUUAACUUUGUUGCAUUUUGGCAACAAAAUUUACCUUUGCUUUGGGGGCUUUACAAUCCUAACAUUGGCAUUAUCAUGAAGUUCCACUUGAGGUUUCUUUGAACUGUGUGGUCUGAAUUGGAAAAAUAUAUUUCCUAUUAUUUGUGUC